CAGUGGUAUUUAUGGCGUCAAGAGCUGAUUUUCCCUUCAAAUCCCCUAAUAAAGAAUCUAUUGCAGAUGCGGCAAGGAUUUUUCACACACACACACACACACACACACACACACACACACACACACACAAAUUCCCACACGACCGGGAUCUGCUCCACCGGGGGGAAACGCCUUCUCGCCUCGGACCCGUUCUGUUUUAAUUAGCCUCCCGGUGCCGCGGGUAAUUACGGUAACGAGCCGCAAAUGAACCGUAAUGAACCGCAAAAUUCCUCUAAAAAAACCCUCACACAAGACGCGGCGCGAAGCGCGUGAUUAAUAACCGUCAUUCAGGCAUCGGCGGGGGAAAAAAGGGGCGCGCGAGGAGUUGACACGCAUUACCCUCAGCGCUGCGCGAGACCCCGACCACUGCCGUGGAUGGUUGGGCGUUAGUGCGUGUUUGUUUUGCUCUGAUGGCGAACAUGAGCAGUAGUGUGUGCAUGGAAACUCCACACGCUCAUGGCCACACCCACGGCCACACCCACAACUACAACCCCACCCCCGGGCGGGACUUUCCUCUGCAGAUCGACUCAUGCGUGAACCCUGUGUUGGACUACAGUGCACAGAUGGAGCGGUACCGCUCUUUUGCCACCUUCUAUAAGAACAGCACGGCUGCCGCUGCCGCUGCCGCUGCCACCCCGUUUCCUCAGACCGCCAAAAUCGCCCGUAUCGCCACGCCCCUCUUCCCCUCAGCCCGUCUAUCGGCGAUGCCGCCCUGGCCCUGCGACAACGCCAUGCUCUGGGGGCGAAAGCCCGCCUCGGUUAACGUUAACGGACCUCACACACAUCGGACUGGCAUGUCAAGGGCGGAGCAGGUGAACGUGCACAUGUCCGCCAAACACAUUCCACAAGACUCCGCCCUCCCGAUGGGGGCUGACAACUUCCUGUCGCCGCUCGCCGCGGAGCAGUGUCGCGGUCUUCCCGUAACGGGGGCCGAGUGCAUGAACCGACUGAAGUGCCCGCCAUCUGUGCCGCCCGGCGGAGCUGGAGAGCCAGACCGAGGCGGGACGUUCGGAGGGAUGCCACCACUGGGGGGUCUGUCGCUGCCACCGGGGGUCAUCGUUAUGACAACGCUUCACUCCGGUGCAGGGUCAUCAGGGGUUACAAUGUCAGACAGCGCAUUUCAGAUCGCCAACGUGGCGGCGGACUGCCAGCACAGCGGCUCGUCUUGCUCCGGCUCACCCGCCGCUCUUAAUGGAAACGCAAACGGCAGUUGCAGCAGCGGCAGCAGCAACGGUAGCGGAGCGGCCAAACGCAAGCGCAAGCGCUGCGGCGUCUGCGCCCCCUGCAGGAGGCUCAUUAACUGCGGCGUGUGCAGCUCCUGUCGAAACAGAAAGACGGGUCAUCAGAUCUGCAAGUUCAGAAAGUGUGAAGAACUCAAGAAGAAGCCGGGCAGCACGAUGGAGAGAGCACCAUCGGCAGGAGCCGCCGACACCUUCCGCUGGUUCUUCUGAAGAACUCACCACCAACCCACGUCAUAAUACCGGACUAGAAGAACUGCAGGUCAUACGUCUACAAUCUGAUCAUACGGUUCCGCAAUCAGGGACUCUCACCGCCCUCCUCGCUUUCUACCCCUUCCCCUCAGGACUCACUGUGGCACGGAGGCCGAUUGGGGGCGUCAGGACGCCGAGGGCAAGUCUCUGGGUCUCAGACCGACCUCACCUCAACCAAACACCAAUGGACAUAGAGAAACAGAGACUUGAUUUCAGUCGUAUCAGGACCCCAUCCGAGCUUAAAGGAACAGUUCACCUGGCCGAAAUCGAAUGUUUGGUCAUCGUUUACUCACCUUCGUGUCAUUCCAAACACUUGCUUUCUUCUACGGGAGACAAAUGAAAAUUAUUUGAAGUGAAUGGGGUCUGGUAAACUCUAAAAGGACAGAACAAACAGCAUAAAACAAUAUAAAAGUAGUCGUGCAGUAUAUUAUAGUCUUUUUUUUUAGUCAGAAACCAUCAAUACGUGAUUGAUAGAUUCCCCUCGUUUGAUUGAAAGGAGCAUUCUUUAAAAAUCCACUGAAGAAAGCUAGUCAUACAGGUUCAGGGUGAGUAAAUGAUGACAGAAGGUUCAUUUUUGAGUGAACGAUUCCUUUAAACCACCUUUCUGUUGCAUGGGUAGAAAAGUGUUUUGUUUUUAACUAAAGACUUUAAGAAAUAACUUUGUUUAUCGCUGUUGUGACGCCUCACUGUCUUGAUGAAUAAGAGACUCUUAGGAUGGCUUGUUGAUUAAAUGUGAUCCUUUUUGAACUGUGA
Molecule: messenger RNA, 2282 nt
Organism: Megalobrama amblycephala (Wuchang bream)
Lineage: Eukaryota; Metazoa; Chordata; Actinopteri; Cypriniformes; Xenocyprididae
Product: CXXC-type zinc finger protein 4
Exons: 3
Coding region: 450-1490 (346 amino acids)
Cellular component (GO): nucleus
Molecular function (GO): zinc ion binding; methyl-CpG binding
Source: RefSeq, a predicted model, not a curated record